Molecule: messenger RNA, 1022 nt
Organism: Jatropha curcas
Lineage: Eukaryota; Viridiplantae; Streptophyta; Magnoliopsida; Malpighiales; Euphorbiaceae
Product: putative xyloglucan endotransglucosylase/hydrolase protein 32
Biological process (GO): cell wall biogenesis; xyloglucan metabolic process
Cellular component (GO): cell wall; apoplast
Molecular function (GO): hydrolase activity, hydrolyzing O-glycosyl compounds; xyloglucan:xyloglucosyl transferase activity
Source: RefSeq, a predicted model, not a curated record
GACUUGCUCUUCUCUUCAAAUUUGUAAUCUUUUUCUAUUCAAUUAAUUCCUUCCAUGGCUUCUUUUCUUUAUCUUCUACCCCUCACUCUAAUCAUAUUUUCAGGCAGUAGCAGUGCUCAAUCUCCACCUUCACCUGGGUACUCCCCCAGUUCAAGAAUAAGCCCUAUUGGAUUUAACCAAGGUUUUAGAAAUCUUUGGGGUCCUCAACACCAAAAAAUUGACCAAGGCACAUUAACAGUGUGGCUUGACAGUUCCUCAGGUAGUGGGUAUAAGUCACUCCAAUCAUAUCGUUCUGGGUACUUUGGUGCUGCCAUGAAGCUUCAUCCCGGUUACACUGCAGGAGUAAUUACAUCAUUCUAUCUUUCAAAUAAUGAAGAUUUUCCUGGAAACCAUGAUGAAAUUGACAUUGAGUUCUUAGGAACAACUCCAGGCAAGCCUUACACUUUGCAGACCAAUGUGUAUAUGAAAGGAAGUGGUGAUGGAAAAAUUAUUGGAAGAGAAAUGAGGUUUCAUCUUUGGUUUGAUCCUACACAAGAUUUUCAUAACUAUGCUAUUUUGUGGACCCCCAAUGAGAUCAUAUUUUUUGUUGAUGAUGUUCCCAUUAGAAGAUAUCCAAGAAAAAAUGAUGCUACAUUUCCUUUAAGGCCAAUGUGGGUUUAUGGGUCAAUAUGGGAUGCAUCAUCUUGGGCCACUGAGGAUGGCAAAUACAAAGCUGAUUAUAGCUACCAACCCUUCAUUGGUAGGUACCGAAAUUUCAAAAUUAGUGGCUGCUCCACCAGUGGUCCUGCCUCCUGCCACUCGCCCUCCGCCUCGCCGUCGGGCUCCGGCCUCAGCCAACAGCAGUACUCAGCCAUGCAAUGGGUCCAAAGCAACUAUUUGGCUUAUGACUAUUGUACGGAUCCAAAAAGAGAUCACACCCAAACACCUGAGUGUUAGCUAUUUAAUGCAUAAUUGCAUAUAUAUGUGUGUGCUUCAGUUUUAUAAGUGUACUGAUCAGUUAUUCAAAAAAAAAAAAAAAAAAA